CAUUCUCUCCGCUCGCAGAGAAACAAAGUAGCGGAGAGUGCAAACCCGUGAGAAUGGAACGCGAGGACAGACGGGGAUAAACCAAGACUUCGCAACAUAGUUAAAAAGCACCGAAAACUCAGUGUAAAGGCAUGGAUACUAUCUUCUUCAGCUGUGUCCUACUGUUCUCUACCGCGAUCUGUGUUGGAUCCCAGCUCACGGCUGGGGGCUGUGCCUUCGACGAUGGCCCCGCCCAGUGUGACUACCAGCAGGAGCCGUACGAUGACUUUGAUUGGACGCACAUCAGUGCCCAGGAAGCAGCAUACCUGUCCUCCCAGCUGCCCCUAGGGUCCUAUAUGGUGGUGGACUCCUCACAGCAUGAUGCUGGGGAGAAGGCACGCUUGCUGCUGCCGGUGAUGAAGAAGAACGACACGCACUGCAUCGACUUCAACUACCUGCUGACCUCCGCAGACGGCUCCAGCCCCGGAACUCUCAACAUCCUGGUCAAAGUCAACAAGGGGCCGCUGGCCAACCCCAUCUGGAACGUCACCAGCCCAACAGGCCGGGACUGGCUGCGUGCCGAACUGGCCGUCAGCACCUUCUGGCCCAACGAGUACCAGGUCAUUUUUGAAGCAGAGGUGUCCAGCGAGAGGACUGGUUACAUUGCGAUUGAUGACAUCCAGGUCCUCAGCUACCCGUGCGAUAAAUCUCCGCACUUCCUGCGGCUGGGAGACGUGGAGGUGAACGCCGGGCAGAACGCCACCUUCCAGUGCAUCGCCACCGGCCGCGACGCCGUGAACAACCGCCUCUGGCUGCAGAGGAGAAAUGGAGAGGACAUUCCAGUGACUUACACGAAGAACAUCAACCAUCGCAGAUUCGCCGCGUCAUUCCGUCUGAAGGAAGUGAGCAGUCAGGAGCGCGACCUGUACCGCUGCGUGACCCAAUCACAGCGUGGCGCGGGCGUGUCCAACUUCGCCCGGCUCAUUAUCCACGAACCUCCGCGCCCCAUCGCCCCGCCACAGCUGCUGUCUGUGGGCCCCACCUACCUGGAGAUCCAGCUCAACGCCAACUCCAUAUUUGGGGACGGGCCGAUAGUGACGAAGGAGGUGGAGUACCGCAUGACGUCGGGCAGCUGGACGGAGACACACGUGGUGAACAGUCCCACCUACAAGCUGUGGCACCUGGACCCCGACACCGAGUAUGAGAUCCGUGUACUGCUCACCCGCCCCGGAGAGGGGGGCACUGGCCAGCCCGGACCCGCACUCAUCACCAGGACCAAGUGCGCAGAGCCUAUGCGCACCCCUAAGAGUGUGAAGAUCGCUGAGACGCAGUCGCGCUUCAUCGCUGUCGACUGGGAAUCUCUGGGCUACAACAUCACCCGCUGCCACACCUUCAACGUCACCAUCUGCUACCACUACCACACGAAGUCCGACUGCCUGGACAUGGACCCCAAAGCCCCCCGGCAUGUGGUGGGGAACCUGCCCCCCAACACCAACGUCACCCUCAAAAUGAUCCUCACCAACCCAGAGGGGCGCAAGGAGAGCGACGAGGUGGUGAUUCAGACGGACGAGGACGUUCCCGGCCCCGUGCCCAGCCAGUCCCUGAAGGCCACGUCGUUUGAAGACCGGAUAUUUCUGCACUGGAAGAAACCUCUGGAACCGAACGGAGCCAUCACACAGUAUGAGAUCAGUUACAGCAGCAUCCGCUCGUUUGACCCCUACGUUCCUCUGCUCCAGCCGUCACUCACUGUGACGCUGCCCUCAAACUCCUCCCACCACAUCUUCCCCCAGCUUCACCCGGGCACCACCUACCAGUUCAGCAUCCGCGCCAGCACCUCCAAGGGCCCGGGGCCCGCCACCACCCUCAACAUCACCACCAACAUCUCUGCUCCUACACUGGAGGAGUAUGACGGAUUGGAGGCUUUCCUGAACGAGACCGCCACCACCAUCACCGUUCUGCUGAAACCCGCCCAGGCCAAGGGUGCUCCCGUCAGCUCGUACCAGAUUGUGGUGGAGGAGCUGAACCCCCACCGGGCACGCCGGGAGGCGGUAUCUGGGGACUGUUACCAGGUUCCCGUCUCAUACCAGAGCGCCUCCUCUGGUGGCUCGCCGUACUACUUUGCUGCCGAACUGCCACCAAGCAACCUGCCCGAGCCCUCGCCAUUCACCGUGGGGGACAACAGGACCUACCACGGCUUCUGGAACCCUCCGCUCGCCCCCAGGAAGAACUACAACAUCUACUUCCAGGCUGUCAGCAGUGUGGAGAAGGAGACAAAAACUCAGUGUCUGAGACUUGCAACAAAAGGGGCCACAGAGGAGCCGGAGGUGAUCCCUGACCCAGCCAAGCAGACAGACAGGGUGGUGAAGAUAGCUGGCAUCGGCGCUGGAGCCCUGGUCUUUGUCCUCAUCCUCCUCCUCGCGGUCCUGCUGUUCAAGAAGAGGAGGACCCACUAUUCCUACUCCUAUUACCUGAAACUUGCUAAGAAGCGCAAGGACGCCAUUGGCGGAGCCCGGCAGGAGAUGACCCACAUGGUGAACUCUUUGGACGGCAGCGGUGCCGACCCAAGCACGGUCCACGCGGAGGAGCCUCACUCCGUCACCUUCAUGGACUCACACAGCUUCUCCAACAGAAUGCCCAGUGAUCCUCUUGUGCCGACUGCUGUGCUAGUGCCAAUAACUGAUGAGCCACACCCAGCUUCGGCAGAGUCGAGCCGGCUGCUGGACGUCCCGCGGUACCACUGUGAGGGGACAGAGUCGCCCUAUCAGACGGGCCAGCUGCACCCCGCCAUCCGUGUAGCCGACCUGCUGCAGCACAUCAACCUGAUGAAGACCUCCGACAGCUACGGCUUCAAGGAGGAGUACGAGAGUUUUUUUGAAGGUCAGUCCUCUUCCUGGGAUGUGGCCAAAAAGGAACAGAACAGAACCAAGAAUCGCUACGGCAACAUCAUCGCAUCAACCGCCGACCUCGUGAUGUUGUAUGACCAUUCCAGAGUGAUCCUGCAGCCCAUGCCCGAUGAUCCCUCCUCUGACUACAUCAAUGCCAACUACAUCGAUAUUUGGCUGUACAGGGAUGGAUAUCAAAGACCCAGUCAUUACAUUGCUACUCAAGGCCCAGUCCAUGAGACCGUCUACGACUUCUGGAGAAUGGUGUGGCAGGAACAGUCCGCUUGUGUUGUCAUGGUGACCAACCUGGUGGAAGUUGGUCGGGUGAAGUGCUAUAAAUACUGGCCGGAUGAUGCUGAGUUGUAUGGGGACUUCAAGGUGACCUUCAUGGAGGUGGAACCACUGGCUGAGUACGUGGUCCGAACAUUCACACUGGAGCGGAGGGGGUUUAAUGAGCUGCGGGAGGUCAAGCAGUUCCACUUCACGGGCUGGCCUGACCACGGUGUGCCCUAUCACGCCACGGGCCUUCUGUCCUUCAUCCGCCGUGUCAAAAUAUCCAACCCGCCCAGCGCCGGGCCCAUCGUGGUGCACUGCAGUGCCGGAGCGGGGCGAACAGGAUGUUACAUCGUCAUCGACAUCAUGCUGGACAUGGCGGAGAGAGAGGGCGUGGUCGACAUCUACAACUGCGUGAAGGCCCUGCGAUCGCGGCGAAUCAACAUGGUGCAGACCGAGGAGCAGUACGUCUUCAUUCAUGACGCCAUCUUGGAGGCGUGUCUCUGUGGAGAGACGGCCAUCCCAGCCUGUGAGUUCAAGGCAGCGUACUACGACAUGAUCCGCAUCGACUCGCAGAGCAACUCCUCCCACCUGAAGGACGAGUUCCAGACUCUGACCUCGGUGACCCCACAGCCCCAGCCAGAGGACUGCAGCAUCGCGCUGUUGCCACGCAACCAGGACAGGAACCGCUUCAUGGAUGCGCUGCCGCCUGACCGCUGCCUCCCCUUCCUCAUCACCGUGGACGGAGAGAGCAGCAACUACAUCAACGCCGCCCUGCUGGACCCAUCAGAAGAAUUCAAGAGCUACAGGCAGCCUGCUGCUUUCAUUGUUACCCAGCAUCCUCUGCCCAACACCGUCAAGGACUUCUGGAGGUUGGUGUACGACUAUGGCUGCACCUCACUUGUCAUGCUGAAUGAGAUCGACCUGGCUCAGGGUUGUCCUCAGUAUUGGCCAGAAGAGGGAAUGAUCCGCUAUGGAGCGAUCCAGGUGGAGUGCAUGUCCUGCUCCAUGGACUGCGAUGCCAUCAGCCGACUCUUCAGAAUAUGUAACCUGACAAGGCCGCAGGAAGGCUACCUGAUGGUGCGGCAGUUCCAGUACCUGGGCUGGGCCGGGCACAGAGAUGUUCCCGCCUCCAAGCGCUCCUUCCUCAAACUCAUCCUGCAGGUGGAGAAAUGGCAGGAGGAGUGUGAGGAGGGGGAGGGAAGAACCAUCAUCCACUGCCUGAAUGGCGGGAGCCGCUGUGGCGUGUUCUGUGCGGUCAGUUUCGUGUGUGACAUGAUCAAGCGGCAGAGCGUGGUGGACGUGUUCCACGCGGUCAAGAGCCUGCGCAACAGCAAGCCAAACAUGGUGGACAGCCUGGAGCAGUACCGUCUGUGCUAUGACCUAGCCCUGGAAUACAUCGAGAGCUCCUAGCGGAAGAACCUUCCGGAAGGAGGGGCUCUGACAUUAGUUUCCAUUAGAAACCUUGUGCUGUUGUGAUUAGGCCAGGACUGUGAUGUGCUGUGAUUGCUUUUUAAACUCACCUGGGCCCACACCUGUAGUCAUGCGCUGUCCUGUUAAAGGAAAUGCUUUCAGUGAACAAGCAUAUGCUGCUGAAGUCUCCUCGAUGUUGCAUGCUGAAAUGUUUUCUAUAUCAGUGUCAUUUUUAAUGAACAAUGUGUAUCCUGCAUGUCAAUCGUAAAUGUGAAAGUGGCUGAACUCUGUCUGUGUCCAGCUGUGAGACUCUGGCUUCAUUCAGUCACUGUGCUGAUGGUUAAAUGAGCCAAAGACUGUAAAUAUGUGUGCGUGGCAAAGAAAGGAAAAUAAGCUACAUUUGUAUUUAUUGUUUACCUGCAUUUACAAUCGGUUACAAUCAUUUUUAAGGCUUAAAAAUGAUUGUUUUUCCUGAAUUUACCCAGAAUUCACCUGAAAGCUGUGGAUGUUGUCAGGGUUACCUGGGUUGAAGGCCCUGGCCUCUGUAGUACUGCUGAUGUUUGUGUAAACGCUUGUGAGGUUUAACUCUGCUGCCCCCCCCCUUGCAGUUUUUACUAUGAUAGUAUCAGAUGAGCAGUGCUGAACCGUAGCUGUGUGAGGAUUGGCAGGCUGAAGCAAAUUCACAAGAACAGCAAAGGAACUCAUGUAUCUGGGAGAAGUGAGACUUAAAUAAAAACGUGUGGUUAUAGCAUAUCUAUUUUUAUGUCUGUAAUCAUUGGCUUUGUGGCUGUAUGAAAAAAUUGAACCAUCAAACUUACUUUGAAUAAAAAAGGUAAAAAGGCAA
Messenger RNA from Anguilla rostrata (American eel), 5391 nucleotides. RefSeq names its product receptor-type tyrosine-protein phosphatase kappa-like. The transcript has 36 exons. Gene Ontology annotation, biological process: protein dephosphorylation. Gene Ontology annotation, cellular component: membrane. The record is from RefSeq and is a predicted model, not a curated record. Gene Ontology annotation, molecular function: protein binding; protein tyrosine phosphatase activity. NCBI's taxonomy places the organism in Eukaryota, Metazoa, Chordata, Actinopteri, Anguilliformes, Anguillidae. The coding region runs from base 132 to 4547 and encodes 1471 amino acids.